GAUCUUCCAGCCGUCUACAUCUAUCUCUGUAACCACUGGCAUCGAUUUUCUCCCCGCUACCUCGACACCAUGCUCCGCCUCCCCCUCCGCCCCACCACCGUGGGCCGCGUGCCCGUGCGCCUUGCGCGUACCCUCAUCGCGCAGCCGCCGCACUUGCCCAACAAUGCGCCGCCGUCGCCCCUGCCCACGCGCCUCCGCCUCGCCGACCCCGAGACUAAGAAGGCGACGGAGAACAUGGAGAAGCUCGUAGCCAGCAUGAACGAGCUCCGCGCCAAGGCGCGCGAGGGCGGCGGCAAGAAGUCGCUCGAGAAGUGGAAGAGCAAGGGCAACGGCAAGCUCGGUGCCCGUGAGCGUAUUGCUGCCCUCCUCGACCCCGACUCGGCGUUCCUCGAGCUCUCGCCUCUCGCCGCGCACGAGGUCUACCCUGACAACCUCCCCGGCGCCGGUAUCGUCACCGGUAUCGGAACUGUCUCGGGCCGCCGCUGCAUGAUCGUUGCCAACGACCCCACCGUCAAGGGCGGUGCGUACUACCCUCUCACGGUCAAGAAGCACCUGCGUGCGCAGCAGGUCGCGCUCGAGAACCGCCUCCCCUGUGUCUACCUCGUCGAGUCGGGCGGUGCCGCGCUUCCCUACCAGGCCAACGUUUUCCCGGACCACGACCACUUCGGCCGCAUCUUCUACAACAUGGCCCGCAUGUCUGGUCUCGGUAUCCCCCAGAUCUCGGUUGUCCACGGUAUCUCGGUUGCUGGCGGUGCCUACAUGCCCGCCAUGUCUGACGUUGUCAUCAUCGUCAAGAACCAGGGCCGCAUUUUCCUUGCCGGCCCUCCCCUCGUCAAGGCCGCCACCGGUGAGGUCGUCGACGACGAGACCCUCGGCGGUGGUGAGAUGCACACCUCGGUUUCCGGUGUUGCCGACUACCUUGCCAACAACGACGCCCACGCGAUUCGCCUCGCGCGCGACGCCGUCCUCGACCUCGGCAAGGCCUCGGUCCCAUCCGUUGCCCCUCCCCGGCCCGUCCGCGAGCCCGUGUACCCCGCCUCGGACCUCAACUCGAUCGUGCCCGCCGACACGCGCCAGGCGUUUGACAUGCGCGAGGUGAUUGCGCGCGUGACUGACGGGUCCGAGUUCCGCGAGUUCAAGAAGGAGUACGGCAAGACGCUCAUUACCGGCUUCGCCGAGAUCCACGGGCACACGGUCGGCAUCAUCGCGAACAACGGUGUUCUGCUCUCGCCCUCUGCGCUCAAGGCGACGCACUUUAUCGAGCUGUGCUCGCAGCGCGACAUCCCCCUCGUCUUCCUCGUCAACGUCACGGGCUACAUGGUCGGCACGGCGGCGGAGCGCGGCGGCAUCGCCAAGGACGGCGCAAAGAUGGUGCGCGCCGUCGCGCGCGCCAAGGUGCCCAAGUUCACGAUGGUCGUGAACGGCUCGUACGGCGCCGGCAACUACGGCAUGUGUGGGCGCGCGUACGCGCCCCGCUUCCUGUGGAUGUGGCCGAACGCCAAGGUGUGCGUCAUGGGCCCCGACCAGCUCUCGAGCGUCAUGCAGACCGUGUCGGGCAACCGGAACGCGGCGGAUGCCGAGGAGCGCUUCGCCAAGCUGCGCGCGCGCAUCGAAAAGGAGAGCGAGGCGCUCUACUCCACCGCGCGGAUGUGGGACGACGGCAUCAUCCAGCCCAGCGACACGCGCGACGUCCUCGGCCUCGCGCUCGAGGUCGCCGCCGACGAAAAGGCCAGCCGCAAGGACGGCGGCGGCGGCGGCCGCGGCGAGAUCGGCGCGGACGGCGACUCGGGCGACUGGGGCGUCUUCCGCAUGUAAGGCAAAACUGCGGCGGUGCACACCAUCCGUACGUAGAGUAGAGCGAGUUCAGCAGUAAUGGUAUGCAUCUAGAGAUUUCAUCG
Messenger RNA from Cutaneotrichosporon oleaginosum, 1898 nucleotides. RefSeq lists its product as uncharacterized. NCBI's taxonomy places the organism in Eukaryota, Fungi, Basidiomycota, Tremellomycetes, Trichosporonales, Trichosporonaceae. Gene Ontology annotation, cellular component: mitochondrion; methylcrotonoyl-CoA carboxylase complex. Gene Ontology annotation, biological process: L-leucine catabolic process. The record is from RefSeq and is a predicted model, not a curated record. Gene Ontology annotation, molecular function: methylcrotonoyl-CoA carboxylase activity.